AUGCAGGUCUCCAGCCUCAACGAGGUGAAGAUUUACAGUCUCAGCUGUGGCAAGUCUCUUCCUGAGUGGCUUUCUGACCGGAAGAAGAGAGCACUACAGAAGAAAGAUGUUGAUGUUCGUAGGAGAAUUGAACUAAUUCAGGAUUUUGAAAUGCCAACUGUUUGUACUACUAUUAAGGUGUCAAAAGAUGGACAGUAUAUUUUAGCAACUGGAACAUACAAACCUCGGGUUCGAUGUUACGACACCUAUCAGUUGUCCUUGAAGUUUGAAAGGUGUUUAGAUUCUGAAGUUGUCACCUUUGACAUUUUAUCUGAUGACUAUUCUAAGAUUGUCUUCUUACAUAAUGACAGAUACAUUGAAUUUCACUCACAACAAGGUUUUUACUACAAAACCAGAAUACCAAAGUUUGGGAGAGAUUUCUCUUACCACUAUCCAUCCUGUGACUUAUACUUUGUUGGUGCAAGCUCAGAAGUUUAUAGAUUAAAUCUAGAACAAGGAAGAUACCUGAAUCCUCUACAGACUGAUGCUGCGGAGAAUAAUGUUUGUGACAUCAAUUCCGAGCAUGGCUUGUUUGCCACUGGAACAGUGGAGGGUCGAGUAGAGUGCUGGGACCCACGAACUCGAAAUAGAGUUGGUCUCUUAGACUGUGCACUAAGUAGUGUCACAGCAGAUUCAGAGAUAAACAGUAUACCAACAAUCUCAGCUUUGAAAUUCAAUGGUGCCUUGACCAUGGCAGUUGGAACAUCCACGGGACAGGUUUUAUUAUAUGAUCUUCGAUCUGAUAAGCCAUUGCUGGUUAAGGAUCACCAAUAUGGUCUGCCUAUUAAGUCAGUUCAUUUCCAGGAGUCAUUAGAUUUAAUUUUGUCUGCAGACUCUCGAAUUAUCAAAAUGUGGAACAAGAACUCAGGAAAAAUAUUUACUUCCUUGGAGCCAGAACAUGACAUUAAUGAUGUCUGCCUCUAUCCCAACUCAGGAAUGCUUCUUACUGCUAAUGAAACCCCCAAGAUGGGCAUUUAUUAUAUUCCGGUUUUGGGCCCUGCUCCCAGGUGGUGUUCCUUCUUAGACAAUUUGACAGAAGAAUUAGAAGAGAAUCCGGAAAGCACAGUUUAUGAUGAUUAUAAAUUUGUCACCAGGAAAGACCUUGAAAAUUUAGGGCUCACACAUCUCAUCGGAUCACCGUUUCUUCGGGCAUAUAUGCAUGGGUUUUUUAUGGAUAUAAGACUCUAUCACAAGGUGAAACUGAUGGUAAAUCCAUUUGCUUAUGAAGAAUAUAGGAAAGAUAAAAUUCGACAGAAGAUAGAAGAAACACGUGCACAGAGAGUUCAGUUAAAGAAAUUGCCAAAAGUUAACAAAGAGCUGGCACUUAAAUUAAUUGAGGAAGAAGAGGAGAAGCAGAAAUCUAUGUGGAAAAAGAAAGUUAAGAACCUUCCUAAUAUUCUCACUGAUGACCGAUUUAAAGUUAUGUUUGAGAACCCCGAUUUCCAAGUAGACGAAGAGAGUGAAGAAUUUAGGCUUUUGAAUCCACUUGUUUCAAAGAUUAGUGAAAAACGGAAGAAGAAACUAAGACUGUUAGAGCAACAAGAACGCCAUGAACAGGAAGAUGAGGAAGAACCAGAAGGAAAACCAAGUGAUGCAGAAAGUUCUGAGAGUUCAGAUGAUGAAAAGGACUGGGUUGAAGAGGUCAGGAAGCAGCGCAGACUUCUCCACCAAGAGGAAAAAAGGAAGCGACAGGAACAAGUCAAGGAGGACCAGCAGACAGUUCUGAAGCCCCAGUUUUAUGAGAUCAAAGCAGGAGAAGAAUUCAGAAGCUUCAAAGAUUCUGCUACAAAACAGAAACUGAUGAACAAAACCCUUGAAGAUCGUUUGAAACUUGAAGCAAGAAAUGGGACAUUGAAUGUAUCGGAUACCACUGUUGGCAGCAAACAAUUGACAUUCACGUUAAAAAGGUCUGAACAGCAGAAGAAGCAACAGGAGGCUGAGAAACUGCAUCGACAAGAGAGGAAGAAGCUUCGCCGUUCAGCUGGUCACCUCAAGUCGAAGCACAAGCGAGGACGGCCAUUUCAUUGAGUUUGGAA
Chrysochloris asiatica (Cape golden mole) is the source of this 2075-nucleotide messenger RNA. RefSeq names its product nucleolar protein 10 (gene NOL10). The coding region runs from base 1 to 2067 and encodes 688 amino acids. Gene Ontology annotation, molecular function: protein binding. Lineage: Eukaryota; Metazoa; Chordata; Mammalia; Afrosoricida; Chrysochloridae. The transcript has 21 exons. Gene Ontology annotation, biological process: maturation of SSU-rRNA from tricistronic rRNA transcript (SSU-rRNA, 5.8S rRNA, LSU-rRNA). The record is from RefSeq and is a predicted model, not a curated record. Gene Ontology annotation, cellular component: small-subunit processome; 90S preribosome; nucleus.